AAUCGGCUUUGGCGUCAAUCGUUCCGGUAGCUAUCCGAGAAUGCUUUUAGCAUGCAGAUAAACAUUAUGUGGACGCACAUAUUUUGGCAUUCAGAGAAAAACUUCCCGAGACCGUCACGAACCUAGGAAUGUAAUAGGCCUGCGAGACAGAGGAUCCUCGAAUCUCUUCCCCCCCUGAGACCCCCUCCAUUGGAGCAACACCAUCUCAACUCUGUCUCAUUCCCAAGCAGAAGACAAGCAAGACCGUUUACCACCUGUGCAAGUGCAUAAUGAGACCGGUGCAAAUGGAGUUGCUGCUCCUGGGAAAGAGCGACCUUUCUAGGCGGCGCGAAGAACUGCGGAAUUUCCGUCACUGCAUCAGAAGGUUGGGGCGUCACAUCCAAUCCAGCGCGAGGAAAUUCUGCAAGCUGUCGGACAGGGAGGUCUGGGAGGCCAACCUGUGGGAGUACGCCUGCCUCUACACCGUGUUUGACAGGCUGCAGCUCCGGAUCCUGUACAGAAACAGCCGCAGGAAUUUCAACAGCUUCAAGACAACCUACGAGAAGCUUCGCUUCAAUUUCCUGGCAACUCAGCUGCUGAUUGGCUCCUGUGACCUCCAGCAGCUCUAUGGGGCCUGGCACCUGUGCGGAGCCUGCAUCUGCCCUGACUGCAGGCUGACAUCAUUGAACUGCACACCUCAGAACGGGCAGGUGCAGAGGGAAAUGAGUGGGGAUGAUGCCAGGCCAGAUAGUGGACAAGGCCCAUCAAAAACUGCAGUGAGCAGAGCAAUGCACCAUGGGUGCUGUAGUCCAGACACACAAGGACACAGUCUAUGGAAUACAAGCAGGCCAAACACAGAGGGAGCCAGCAUGGACUCUCUGAAACAAAGAUGCACCGAGUAAGGAGGAGCCAACCCAGCGAGGGACGGGUAUACUGGCCUUUGGAACAGACAUACCGGGAGGAAGCAGGGGUUAGAUCAGGAUUCAAAAAUACCACCCCCCCUCAUGCACAGACAGAUAAGAGGCAACCCUGAUAUCACUGCGAAGCCGUUUGCGGAAAAAGAGUUCAUAUGUGUCAAAGUACGACAUGACAGCUGUUCUGGAUGUACUUGCAGUGGCAGCCAUUAUACCAAUGCACCCAUGUUAGGCUUGAGCUUUUUAAUCCUGAGGAAUUAUGAUAUAACAAAUAAAAGCCUGAUUGUGCUAAGAAGAAGCUAGGCUACCGUGAAGAAGGAGUCAUGGAUUGGUUUGCAACAUGUCGGCAACAAUAAAACAGGGAUGAAACACAUUGUUAUCUCAGCUUGCUCAAAGAAACUAGAGAGGAACUCCACCAAACACAGAAGAGUUUGUUAACAGUUGUUUCCAAUGUGCUCCGUGAUUGGUGGAGCUUUUCUCUGUUUUCGUAAAAAGUGAUGUCACGACUGUCUUACUGCUGUUUUAUUAUCCCUGAAACAUGCUCUCCUGAAAUGCAUUUGUGCUUGACACCGGCCCAUGACUAAGUUUAUGUUUCUGUGCACAAUGUUGGUAGCAAUGUUGGUAGCUUGCCUCUUGUUGCAGUCCU
This is a messenger RNA of Anguilla rostrata (American eel), 1539 nucleotides long. RefSeq lists its product as uncharacterized. Bases 270 to 881 code for a protein of 203 amino acids. The transcript is spliced from 6 exons. The record is from RefSeq and is a predicted model, not a curated record. Lineage: Eukaryota; Metazoa; Chordata; Actinopteri; Anguilliformes; Anguillidae.